AUGUUCCGAGGGCUCUUGAAGGCAGCGUCAUACUGCACUGCAUACGCGCCGUGGCGGAGAGGGAAGAUGGCGGAGAAUAAUGUCGAACCAGAGCACGAAUGGAACGACCGGGCCCUGGAUACGGCCGAGGACACCCUGGUUGCGAUGGAAACCUUACUGGCCACACUGAGAGCCUUUGAAGAUGUCCUCAGGCAACAAGACAUAUCCAUAACAUCAUCCACGGAGUACUGUGACAACUUCUGUCAGGCACUGAUGCACUAUGCUGGGAGCAGGAACUCCAUGGAGCAUGGUCUGCCUUUACUGGAGGUCUACUGUCUGUCCAUUAACUGUUUUGCAGCGGCCCGAUCUCAUCUCACAGCAGAGUCUGACCGAGUGGCUCUUGUUUUGAAAAGACUAGCUUUGAGCUGUUUUGAACUGUUGCUGUCAGUGCCUGAGAAUGAAAUCCCCUAUGAAGCCUGGGUUCAGUUCCACCAAUCUGUUCAGAUUGCCCAUGAUACCUUGUUACAGUACGGCAGCACAGACCUCCAAGCUUUACUGCAGAUCACAGGAGAAGGAGGAGCAUGGAGCAACCCUGUCCUCACCGCCCUUCUCACCGGCCAGCCCACCAACACAGAAGAAGUUGAUGCAUACAUCAGCUUGGAGGGCGAGGGCUUCAUGGAGAUGCGGGUGAAGCAUCUGGAGAAAAUGGGCGAAGUCGCCAAAGCAGUGGUGUUGGCUAAAGCUUGCACUGAAUGCAGCUUCAUUUCCAACCAAGCAACCUUUCGUCAAACUUACGUCUCCCUGCUGUGCCACCUGCUGCCUAAUGAAGAAGCCAUCAUGGAGAUAUCCAGACUCGACUGUAAGGAUGUUCUGGAGAUCACAUGUAAUCUUGAGAAUGAGGGGGAGGAGAACACGGCCUUCAUCUUGUGCACAACUUUCCUGACACAGCAGCUUCAGCAGCAGAGCCUUUACUGCUCGUGGGAGCUGACUCUGUUGUGGAGUAAACUUCAGAGGAGGAUCGACCAAUCGUUGAUGUCUCUUCUGGAACGAUGCCUUCAGCUCGGUGCCAUUGCCAAAACAGUUUCACAUUUGCUUUUCCUGGUCCGAGUCAUUCAGGCAGAGGCAGAGGAAAUUGGGGUACCUGCCUCAGUAGAACUGUGCGUCAAAGCCCUUCAACUUCCAAAACAGGAGGACUCUGAAAACAGGAUCUCCGUCUGUAAGAUGGUAUCCAGCCUUCUUUCGGAUGACCUUGAAGUGUUGCGUGCCUGCCAGCUUACAGAGUUCCUGCUAGGCCCCAGCCAGGAGGCCUUCGGGUGCCUUGAGGAGCUUUAUUUACGCCCAGACCAAAAGUAUGAUGAGGAAAGUGAAAUUAUUCCGAACUCGCUACGCUGUGAGUUGCUGCUAGCACUUAAAGCAUACUGGCCUUUUGACCCCGAAUUCUGGGACUGGAAAACGCUGAAGUAUCAUUGCAUCUCUCUUUUGGGGCUGACGCCAGAGUCUGAAGGGGAGGAGGAGGAGGCGAUUGUGGACAAACCGGAACAAAGUAAACAACAGGAGCUUCAAGGAGUCGUCAUGAAAGUAGAAUCAUGUCAUCAGAAGAUUAAUGGAAGUCUUGAUGGUCAUGAGACACAGGAUAAAAAGCCAUCUUCUGUUUUACCAGAAAGAAAAGUAGAAACAGAGGUAAAGAGUGUCAAGCUCCGCUGUCAGAUCUGUAAGAGGUCAGUCACUGAAACUCAAAUCGUUCACCACUCCAAAAGACACGCUACAGACAGCCAACACCCCUGCCCGGUGUGUUUGGAAGAGUUUAAGAGCAGGAAGGAUCUGGUUCCUCACAUGAAACAGCACGUUCAGAGAGGAGCACCUCCAAAGAAGGAUAUAAAGAAAGAGGAGUUGAAGAGAGAGAUGGAAGAGGAGGAUGAUAUCGAACCAGGGGAGAUCACCAUUGACCCUUCUUUAAUGCUGUAUUACAAAUCCACUCAUGAUCCAGACGUGCUGCACCACAUCGUGGAGCAGGCUAAAACAGUCAAAGAGAAGAAAGUAGACGAUGAUGAGUAUGUUACGUUUGAUUACAUUGAGCAACACUUCAACCUGCAGAACCGGGAUGAGUAUCUGUGUCCAGGAACCGGGUGUACCCGGGUUUUUAAACAUUCAAAGUACUUGUAUGUCCAUUUGAAGUCUGACCACAAAGGCGACGACAAUGUGAAAUACUUCCAUCAGAUGAGAGACAAGAGGGAGAAGUGUGUUUUCUGUAGGCGCCAUUUUGUCUCAGCCUACCAUCACCGCAAACAUCGAAGGGUUCACUUUGGCGAUCAGCCUUACACGUGUGUGGUUAUCGGCUGUGGCGCCAAGUUUAGCACUUCUAAUGAACUGGUCAUGCACAAACACACUCACGGCUUUCUCCUCAGCUACCAGUGUGAGCUCAAAGGCUGCUUCAUCACUUACUCAGACCUGGGGCAGAUCUACCACCAUGAAGCACAGCACUUCAGAGAUGCUGCGUUCACUUGCGUUAGCCCUGAAUGUAAAAAAUACUAUCUGUCCAAAAAGGAGUUCAUUAAGCAUUUAUCCACACACAACAUCACCUUCUCUGAGGAAGACUUCGAGGCUCAGAGGAAGGCCAGGCGAAAACUUCUGAAGCAGAAGAGGGUUAUUGAGGUGACGGCACCUGUUAAUAAGUCAAAUGAGACUGUAGAGGUUGUAAAUGGAGACGUCCCAAACGCAUCAUCUGCAAGUUCUGCCCCCUCGUCACAACCGUCUGAUACCAAGGAGCCCAAGGCAACAAUGACCUUGGUAGCUGUGUGCUUUGAUGGAAGUAAGUUCACAUGUGGGUUUGAGAAGUGUGGUAUGACUUUCUCCAGAGCUAGAGAUGUGCAGAGGCAUCUGAAGUGUGCCCAUCCAGAACACCUCAAACUGGAGAACAAAGAACACAAACAUGACAAAGAGCAGGGCUCAAAGUCCAAAGGGACAAAGACUGAAACUGAACCAGACUGUGGGGAAGGGGACAAAACUGAGAUCUCUGGCCCAUCUAAAAAAGGAGAGGAAGUCAAAGAAAGAAAAGCAUCAAUUCUUCAAAUAAACAAUGCAACCAAGUCUUCAAAUUUGCACAAAAAAGGUGAUGCUCUCAUAGAACUAGUUAUCAGGCUUGGUAAACUUGAUCUGAACGCUUCAUCCUCACACAGUGAAAGUGAUCCCCCUCAGCCCACCCCUGACCCCGAAGCAGCACAAAUCGCUCUUCAUCAGGCGAUCAUGGCUAAGCCUGCUGUGGUAUUUGUUCAGAAGGUAGCAUCAAAUCCUGAGAAGUUUCAAGGCAAAACUGAACAACGAUCUGCUAUGGAAGAAUGCCUUGCUGAGUCAUUGGCCACAGCUAAGCCUUAUCUCUGUCAGGUUAAAAGCUGUGGCUUCAGAACUGCUCAGAGCUACAGCUUACUGCGACACUAUAACACCAGGCAUGGACGCACAGUCAAAGAGGCGAAAAAGUUAACCUCUCUAAAAACAACAUCUUUUAAACCUUACGUUUGCCAUUUUUGCUCCAAGAGUCACAGAGAAAAACAUGUUUUGAAGGCCCACUAUGUCACUGUACAUAACCUGAGUGAGUCCUUCUUGAACAAAAUAAGCUGUGCACCUGUACGUAAUGAAGGAAACAAGAGCCCCACAAAGAAAACUUCUCAGCACUUAACCAACCCUGUUGCAAAAGAGAGAAAGAAAGUGAUCCCAAAGUUGGAACCCAGACAGGAGGCAAAAAACUCAGCCAUAGUGAGUGAAAACGGACAGAAUAUUGACAAUCACUCUCCGUCUGAGGAGGAUGGAGGGGACGAAAUAGAGUGUAGAGGGGAGGGGGAUCAGCAGAAGGGUGAGUCUGAGGAUGGGGGCCAACAACAGGUCAGAAGUACAAGGCGACUGGUAGCCAAAAGUAACCUCUGCUACAUACUGGAUAAAUUCAGUAAACCCUUUCAUUGUGUUGCAAAAAACUGUGACGCUGCAUUUUCCACCCAGGGAGGCCUGGUGCGCCAUCUUCAGUUGGUGCAUCACUACAAUCGUUCUCAGCUUUUGCUGGAGAAAGAUUUCGACUCCCAGCAAUGCCCAGAAGUCAAAAAAGAGCCUGCCAAAAGAAGGGCUCCUCCAAACUUGGAUGCACCUCAACCCCAGUUCAAAUGUCACUUUGCCAAUUGUGCUGCCAUCUACCACCUUAAAAGCAGUCUUGUCCGACACACCAGAGACUGCCACUCACAACCAUCUGAGCUUAUAAGGUGCAAGUUUGAGGGCUGCACGAAAGUGUUCACUCAUGACAACGCACUUAAAAAACACACACUUUAUAGUCACUAUGAGUACUAUGAUUCACUGGUGGUACGUCUACAGAGCACUCACAAAAAGUCAAUCACCGGAUGCCAAAAGAAGCUUAUCGUUGCCCCACAGAGUCCUACAAAAGAUGAGCCUGGGUCAACCACCACAGAGGCAGAGACAUCGAGUCCCAAGCCUAAAGUGCCUGCUCGCCCCAAGGUCCUGACCAAGGAGGAGGCCGAGGCCAGAGAGCUGGCAAAGGAAAAGAAACAGAAAAAUUACGGUUACAACCAUUUCAUCUACAGAUCUCAUGAAGAAGCACUUCAGAUGUGCCAGGACAAAUGUCUGCGUGUGGCCUACCCCUGCAUGGUUCAGGACUGUGACUCUGUGGUCACUUACAUGGGAAGCUUACAUCGUCAUUACCUGAGGGUUCACCGCAUGCGUCAAGGUGAUAUUCUAAAGAACGAGGAUAAGCUUAUCUUUACUGCUGAGCAGCUUGAAGAGCUGAUUCAGAGGAAGUCAGCCAGGCCAACUGUGACAGCAGCAUGUGCUCCUAAUGGGGUUCACAAAAUGGAGUAUCAAGCAGAGCCUGAAGCCCCUGAGGUGCAGCCGACACCCGUGAGCUUACACUCCGUAAAGACAGACCCUCAGGAGGAGAAUAAUGAUCCGCCGGUACCCCCACAGGAAGAGGAGAAGGAGCCACCACCUGUUGAGAGAAAUGGUGUCCUUGUGGGUGCAGAUGAGGUGCUUUACGGUGAACCAAGCACUGACGAGCACGAAACCGAAGACGCAGCUGUAGCAUCACCAAACAGCCAGAAACAGGAGGAGAGACUGAGCCUUGAUCAAAUCAAGCCUCUCCUUCGUCCCUUAACUGUGGACCUCUCUCCACCUUGCUCACUGCGCGUCACUGCUGAGGAGAACUUCCAAGACCCGUCCAGCACCAAGGAUGGUGGUAAAAUGUUGAAUGGGUCCGCUCCAUCACCCACUCCUCCCGUCCGCCAACCACUGAAAAGAAAAAAUGAACUUCCUGAACAGCCUUCAAACUUGAAAGAGCCUCUGCCACGUAGUCCCUCUCCACGCCCUUUUGACAUAACCGCUUAUAAACCCAUGGGGUUCGAGUCCUCUUUCCUGAGGUUCAUACAAGAGACAGCCCCAAAAGAAAACAAGGUGGUAGUGAAAAAACAGGAGACUUGUAAACGCAGUUGUUCUGUGAAGGAGAACAAACAGCUGGGAAUUUCUCAGAACCGCAGCAAACGCACUCAUUCCCCACUGCUGAAGCCCCACACGUUGACUGGAGACUUCACGUCGAUCCAAAACUUGAAGUCCAUCUUGGACAAAGCUCUGGCUGGGUGUGGGGACCUGGCCAUUAAGCAGCUUCAGUACCUCAGACCUGUGGUGGUCCUGGAAAGGCCUGUGUGCACCACCACCUUGCCGGACCUCUUCCCAACAGAGACUAACAACAACAAACUGCUUCUUGGAAGUCAGUUUAUCUGAGCACCUUUUUAACAUAGCUACAGCAAAUUACUUUGUAUUUUCUUAAACUGUGUAUCAGUAUUUUCCUUUUCUUCCAAAAUGAUAGUACUGUUUUUUGCUGUUCGUUUUUUAAGUUGCCAAACUGAAGAAUUAGCAUAAAGACAAAAAUCAAGCUUCGACAGUGCACAUGAAAUUCAGAGUAAUGUUUUUUAGACACUUUUGUGAAAGCAUUCGGAUAACAUCUGUAAUGUUAACUCUUGAUCAUGAGUGUAAAUAAUAUAGGUCUCCCAAGAUAAAUGUACAGAUUUUCAGAUUGUUAGAAAUGGUCAGUAGCGUAUUGCAAGGCCUUUUCAGUUGUGUGAAAAUGUGACUGAAAAUCUAUUCCUUAAUACAGAAUUUUUGAGGAAUACAUUUUGUUAUUUUUCACUUCAGUUUAUAAUCAGUGUUGGGAUGCAGUGGACAGAUGUUGGCAGACAUGUAUGUAACACUUUCUAAUAAAAUAAAUGUGGAAACGAUAUAUA
Messenger RNA from Cheilinus undulatus (humphead wrasse), 6248 nucleotides. RefSeq names its product RLF zinc finger (gene rlf). The record is from RefSeq and is a predicted model, not a curated record. Gene Ontology annotation, biological process: regulation of transcription by RNA polymerase II. Gene Ontology annotation, cellular component: nucleus. Bases 1 to 5748 code for a protein of 1915 amino acids. NCBI's taxonomy places the organism in Eukaryota, Metazoa, Chordata, Actinopteri, Labriformes, Labridae. The transcript has 8 exons. Gene Ontology annotation, molecular function: DNA-binding transcription factor activity, RNA polymerase II-specific; DNA binding.